AUGUUCAAGAAGUUGCUGAAGGGUCUCGAUUCGGCACCUCCAACGCCCAAGAUCGGCAGGAUUGAGCUGCCUGAGCUGGGGGAGGGGGAUGUAUUUUACUUUUCCAAGGCUGAGGGGUCAGCAAUCGUCGACUGGUCUUCGGACAGCGAAGGCUCAUCGUCGCCGCGCUCACCUAUCCUAGCCUGGCAUAGACCGUCUACGCCUCAACCGGAGGGUCCCCUCAAGUCGCGGCGCAAGCACUCCACGCCUGUUACGGAGUCUCCACUGAAUCCUCGACGCGGAUCGGCUUCGUCGUAUCAUGCGGAUAUACGGAGGGCGCCGAGUAGGUCGACCACACCUAUGGUCGAGCCGAAGUCGAAUGGCAGCAGGUCGUCGACCCCACAGCCGGGUUCCUCAAAGGCUGCCGCAGGGCUCGCGUCGCCCGUGCCCGUCAAAGCCGCGCGUAAAGGGAUACUGAAACCCUCGCCGCCCCCCAAGCCAGUCACGCUCCACUGGCAGUUGCUGCCAUACGAACCUGGGCGGUCGAAGAAGUUGAUUUAUUUCAACGUCGCGUAUCCGCCUGGUCUUGUCCGCGACCAUACGCGUAUGCCGCCGGUGUCGCUCCACCAGUCCGAGAUGGAGAAGCAGGCGGCUGAGAUUCCCCUCGGCGAGAUGCAAAUACGCUGCUCACAGCUCCCACAUUGGGAUGUCAUUGUUUCUCCCGUGGGCCCUGGAGGCGUACGGUGCAUCGACGUGUACCGUGCGAUCUACGAGACGUUUCAGAAGGAGCUGUCUGAGACGGAGAGGGACCACUACAUACCUCACGGCCGUCGCCAACACUGCGAGGCGGCCUGGCGCAAACGAUGCAAAGAGGCGCCCGGGUUGCCUGAGGUAAACCUGAAGAAGGGCAUGUGUCGCAUCGAUCUACUCGAGGGACGAACGAUUUUCAUGGGGCUCAGGCGGCCGGUGCCGACGGAUGACAAGCCGGAUCGAGUCUGGGUGCUGGAGCUUGGGUUUCCGAAGGAAGAGCGCCGCUGA
Molecule: messenger RNA, 1017 nt
Organism: Fomitopsis serialis
Lineage: Eukaryota; Fungi; Basidiomycota; Agaricomycetes; Polyporales; Fomitopsidaceae
Exons: 2
Coding region: 1-1017 (338 amino acids)
Source: RefSeq, a predicted model, not a curated record